AUGAUCACCACAGGAGGGGACGGAGGCGGCGAUAGCAGCGAUGCUGGUGGCGUCAUUGGCAGCGGUGGUGGUGGUUAUGAACGUGGUGGGGACAACGGCGACGAGAAUAACACCGUGCCUGAUGCGUUGGAGGUGUUUCUCGAGCCCUACGAAGCCAUCGUGCGAGAGUUUAACUCUCGAGCGGCGAGCAACUGGGCUCGCGCCGCAUCGGAGGGCUUAAAGGUGUCGAGCGGUUGGGGGGCAGACGUCUUCGACCCCUCCGCGCGUGGGGGCAACUUCGCUACAGCGCCGCACAAGUUGGACCACGAUCGGGAACAGUUGGAAUACCUUGUCGCGAAGGGGCGCCUGCCCCCGGAGUUCCAACGGCUCGCGGAGGAGUACGGAACGGUGGGUGACUUGGUUGAGGCAAGCCUUUCUCAGGCGAGGAAGGGCCAGCUAAAGGAGCUUGGCCAAGGACUUCGAGCCCUGACCUACGGCCUCGGGACCUCUGACUUCGGACGCCUCCGGGGAACCUACAACUCCGUGAUUCACGUGCCAAAGGGGCCCGCAGAUGGGGAUCUAGGGGGGGGGUACCACCCUACGGGGUUCAGGAGAGCGCUGAACCCCAACCUGGACUGGAGGGCGAUUGAGGACGAGUACCUGUCGCAGGAACUCCCACUCCUUUGGUUCGAUGGGUUUCUUUUGCCGGAGGCCUUGCAAGGAGUGCUGGACUUCUGCCGGGAGGCCACGGUGUUUUUCGACAUUAAGCCCGGCUACUUGGGGGCAUACUUCAACGACGGCCUUACCAGCCCAUGGCUGGUUCAGAUAGCGCACGAGCUUCAGGAGCGGCUGCCUCAAGUCUUGGAAGGGAUGACCCUGUCCAACCUCUGGGCCUACAAGUUCGACAGCGACACAAGCAUGGACGGCAUUGCGACCCACAGCGACCACGCCACGGUGAACCUGAACUUUUGGGUCACGCCCGACGAUGCCAACCUGGAUCCUUCCUCGGGGGGGCUGGUGGUGUAUCCUAAGGUUCCUCCGAGCGGAGAAGACCCGAACCAACCUUCCUCAGGAGGAACGUUGGACAUGAAGCAGUGGAACAACUCAUCACGGGUGUCGGACAUCGAGUCGUGGUUGAAGGACGAAGGCGUCUAUGACCUCGCGGUCACGGUGCCGUACCGCCAGAACAGGGUCGUCGUUUUCGAUUCUCGGCUUCUGCACCGUUCGGACAAGUUCCUCUUCAGGGAGGGAUACGAGAACCGACGGAUAAAUCUCACGUUUCUCUUCAGCCCCGUGGACGAAGCCUGGAACGAAGAUUAUCACCGUCAAUCCCGUCAACAGCAAGAAUAA
Ectocarpus siliculosus is the source of this 1329-nucleotide messenger RNA. The record is from the annotation of a GenBank genome assembly. NCBI's taxonomy places the organism in Eukaryota, Phaeophyceae, Ectocarpales, Ectocarpaceae.